GUUUGGUUGGUGGGAGGGAUCUGCUUGUGGUAAAAAAAUAGUAGCGCGGUAUGUUCUUUCUUCUUCUUCUCCGGUAGAUUGGCAGUCCAGACUCCAGACCAGCUGAAUCAAAUGAACUCAUCGGAACUACUGUGCUUGCUUGCUAUUGCAACUUCCUGGAAACUUUUCUUGCUCUGGUUGGUCAGAACACAAGAGUCGAGUUGACGCUGGAAAAAAAGGGUUAAAUUUCGGACAGGGAGACGCGUUUUUCGCGGUAGAUUUGACGCCGUGGGAAGUCCAGCUGAGUCCAGCACGAAGACGCGCUUCAUUCUGUCGCAAUUGGAUGCCCUGAUUCUCUCCUCUUUCCGCGCUGUGAAAAGGGUCGCAAUGAUUUGGUUUAGUUGUGGAAAGCUUCUGCUGCGGGAAAUUAGUUGAAAAUGCUGUCCAAAUCUUUGUUUUUUUUAGUUGACCCGAAUGAUAUUUGUUUUGCUUUCCUUUUCGCGGCGACAUUUGUUUCAUGUUGCCAGCUCCUCUUGUUGGAAUUGAGCUCAGUGAGUCUGCGAUAGUGGUUUCUUGGUCUGGUAUGUUUGGCCAUUCGCAAUUGUCUUACAUAUUUUCUUGCUGUCUUCCACAAACCUGCAAAUCAAAGCUAUCUGGUGGAAUAACUGUGAUGGUUACUUGUAGAUGUAUAUUUGUAUUUUGGAACGGUUUGAUUUCCUUGGAUUUCAAAGAUGUUCGGCUGUUUUGGACCGAGUCAAGUCAAAUUUUGGCGUUGUUACUUGCCUAUGGCUUCCCUAAUCAUGGAUAGAUCUUAGUUAGUUCAGAUCAUUUGGUUCGAUUGAAGUAGUUUACUGGCAGAUUCUUUUCAGGACACCAUGACUGAAACUUUUCGAGAAUGAAUAGGAACCAGUAAAUCUCGGAGCAGCCUGUGUUUGUAUAUCUCUUGUUUUUUUUUUUAUCAGUGUGGCUGUUUAGUCUGUCCGGUGCUCAGGUUGAACUUAAAUCAAAAUGAUCAGUUUCCCAUCUUACUAUUAGGUUAUGGAGGGUAUUCUUACUUAGUGGAGCCACUUUGGUGGAUAGGCAUGAUUUCUAUGAUUGUUGGUGAAAUCGCUAAUUUUGCUGCUUAUGCAUUUGCUCCCGCUAUUCUUGUCACUCCUCUUGGAGCACUUAGUAUAAUCAUCAGUGCUGCACUUGCUCAUUCCAUUCUACAGGAGAAACUGCACACCUUUGGUAUACUUGGGUGUGCUCUUUGUGUAGUUGGAUCGAUCACAAUUGCCCUCCAUGCUCCACAAGAGCGUGAUAUUGAUUCUGUGAAGGAAGUUUGGGAUCUUGCAACUGAGCCAGCUUUUCUUUCAUAUGCGGCUAUUGUAGUUGUGGCAGCCUUGGUGCUUAUAUAUUUUGUUGUCCCUCAACAUGGACAAACAAACAUCAUGGUGUACAUUGGAGUCUGCUCUCUUCUAGGAUCUCUCACCGUUAUGAGUGUAAAGGCUCUCGGAAUUGCACUGAAGCUGACAUUCUCUGGAGUGAACCAAUUAUACUAUCCUCAGACAUGGGCUUUUGCUCUAAUUGUUGCCACCUGCGUAAGCACACAGAUAAACUACCUAAACAAGGCAUUGGACACGUUUAAUACAGCAGUUGUUUCACCAAUAUAUUAUGUGAUGUUUACUUCCCUAACAAUUAUAGCGAGUGUGAUAAUGUUCAAGGAUUGGGAUCGGCAGAAUCCAACACAAAUUGUCACAGAGAUGUGUGGUUUUGUGACCAUCCUUUCAGGGACAUUUCUCCUUCACAAGACGAAGGACAUGAAUGACAGUACUGGGCCAACUUUGUCCACACGGCGCCCAAAGCAUGCUAGCCAGAAUGCGUUUGCCAUCGAGAUUCUUCCACUAAAAUAUCAAGAUGUUGCGGAUGAUGAGACCUUACCAUUAUCACUUCCCAAGGCUGACAAUCGCUACCUAAUGGAAGAUCUUCCUCUUAGAUACAAAGACUUGAAUAUGGCCUGAUGAAUGUUCCUUUGCCCACAUGUGCUAGGAACCUCAUGGCAGAAUUUGCUGCCCACAAUUUCAGACAGGAUUGGUUGACGAGGAACCGGACUUGGAGGUUUUACCUAAUCUUUGGCGUUGGAUAGAAUGAGGUUAUGGAAGUUAUAGAUAUUAUCCUUGCCCCUCCUUGGAUGAUGGUUUCAUCUAUUAUAAGGGCAAACGAGGGAUGAUGUCAACUGCCAGGGCAAUUAAAUGAUACUUAUGAAAUACCAGUUCUGGAAAACCGGAUGAAGUGUACUUACAUACAGGUGGCAUCAUUUAGUAUACCAUUUUUUUUUCACUUUUAGACAGUCAUGCAGCUACACUGCAAUUUGAGCUUAUCUGAUUUUUUAGGAACAUGCUACAUAGGAAAAUCAAAGCUUCAUUUUUAUUAUUUUACCUGUAUCUAUCUCAUAAAUUGCUGUCUAGUUAGGGGCCAAUUGUUUUCUGUGUAAGUAUCGAUUCAUACUUUUUAGUAGUCAAUUGAUGAACCUAAGUCUCAUGCUUUAUCGUAAAUAUUUGUUGAGAAUGA
Messenger RNA from Lolium perenne, 2529 nucleotides. Its product is annotated as probable magnesium transporter NIPA4. Gene Ontology annotation, biological process: magnesium ion transport. Gene Ontology annotation, cellular component: membrane. Lineage: Eukaryota; Viridiplantae; Streptophyta; Magnoliopsida; Poales; Poaceae. Gene Ontology annotation, molecular function: magnesium ion transmembrane transporter activity. The record is from RefSeq and is a predicted model, not a curated record.